This is a messenger RNA of Protopterus annectens (West African lungfish), 5412 nucleotides long. Its product is annotated as capping protein, Arp2/3 and myosin-I linker protein 2-like. The record is from RefSeq and is a predicted model, not a curated record. Gene Ontology annotation, biological process: regulation of Arp2/3 complex-mediated actin nucleation; cell migration. NCBI's taxonomy places the organism in Eukaryota, Metazoa, Chordata, Ceratodontiformes, Protopteridae. Gene Ontology annotation, molecular function: protein binding. Gene Ontology annotation, cellular component: plasma membrane; lamellipodium. The transcript is spliced from 37 exons. The coding region runs from base 678 to 4847 and encodes 1389 amino acids.
AACACACAUGUAUAACCUCAGUUAUGAUGAAUUUGAUCUUUAUGGAAUGCUAGUGUGAAGAGAUUUAGCAGAACCUCGUAUUAAAUGCUCCACUGAUGGUACCAUAGAAAUUUAUCAGUUACUUAAUAUCAUUUUACAGCUGUCUGUCAUUGUGUUCCUGCGGCAGGAAAAAAAAAAGAUUGGUAAAAAUAAUACCUGAAUGCAGAUUGUAGGAGUUGCAAAUACCCCCCACUCACCCUUACCACUCAUCAAGCAACCUUGCGCAUCAGCAGGUACUGCAGCAGCAGCUGUAGGCGCACCUCCUGCGAAGGCUGCUGCUGUGUUCUCAUUGGCUGCCUGCGUGAGCUGGCUUCCGAGAUCCUGCAGAGCGCCCCCUAUGAACGACAAGCACAGUGAAAAGCAAGUGGCUCAGUGAUCGAGCCUGUGAAAUACGGGGAGGAAACCUAAUGGACUAGCAGUACGCUCGGAGUGACCACUUGAGGGUUCCUGGUUGCCUUUUUUGCCUUGCUGCGCCCGCUCUGGCUCCUAUACUGUAUGCGACAACUUACAUCUGUCUUCUUUCCAUUUGCCUCUAGGUGGAAAGUUCCUUCAGUUACUUGGAAGUGUAUGACAUCACCCUGACGGACAUUAGCCAGGUUAUCAUAGAAACGGACAGAUUCUCCUACGCAUUCAUACUCAUGUCAUUGGAAGAUUUAGAGCAAGUAGUUAACCAUGUCACUGCUUCACUUAAGAAAAUUUUUCCAGAUUACUCACCUGGGAAAAUACUCAAGAAAUCAUCACCAGAUCUACAAGAAAAAAUCAAGAAAUUAACAGCUAAUUUAGAAGAAGUACAAAAGACCAACCAGGGACCCUGUGGUGGAUUUUCAGAAACAUAUGCUGCUUUGUGUGAUUAUAAUGGAUUCCCCUGUCGAGACGAAAUUCAGUGGGAUGUGGAUAACAUUUAUCAUAGUCAAGACUGCAGGGAAUUUAAUCUUUUAGAUUUCAGUCACCUAGAAAGCAGAGAUGUAGCCCUCAGCAUUGCUGCCUUGUCCUUUAAUCAAUGGUUUACCAAGCUCUACUGCAAGGAUUUCAAACUGAAUCUAGAGGUUUCUGAACAAAUACUCUUCCUGAUCAACAAGUCACUGAAGCUGGAAGAAGUGGCAUUAGAAAACAGUGGACUGAAAUUUGAUUUUGCCCAGAGAAUGGCACAAGCACUUGAAGACCAUCAUAGAUCAGUGUUGCACACCAUCAGCCUGGCCAACAAUCAGAUAGAAGAUAAAGGAAUUAUGGCUUUUGGUUAUCAGUUUGAGAGAAUGCCAAAAGGAAUGAAACACUUAAAUUUCUCCCGGACAUCAAUCACUUCAAAAGGAGCAAAUUGUUUAUGCCAGUCAUUUACUGCUAAUGAGUAUUUUAAAAACUCUCUUCAGUACCUCGAUCUGUCUGGAAAUCCAGGAAUAUUAGCAACAGAUGAAGAGUGUCUAUACAACUUCCUCAUGAAUCCAAACUCGCUGAGCCAUCUUGACCUCUCCGGUACUGACUGUGCACUGGAUUCUCUUUUUGGAGCACUGCUUCACGGAUGCACUUCAAACCUUACCUACCUCAAUGUCUCCAAAAAUGCAUAUUCACAUAAGAAGACAAAGGAUAUACCUGCUGCAAUUAAAGAGUUCUUCAGUGUUUCUGAGUCUCUUAAAUAUAUUGGGCUGUCUGGUACCAAAAUUCCACCUGAAGCUUUGAGAGCAUUACUUCAGGGGCUUGCCUCCAAUACUCGUCUUACUGAUGUACAUCUGGACAUGAGCAGCUGUGAGCUGAGGUCAGCUGGAGCACAAGUGAUCCAGGAUCACAUUUUUGAUGCUAACGCUAUUAACAGCCUGGAUUUAUCAGAUAAUGGUUUUGAUACUGAUAUGGUGACAUUGAUUAUAUCAAUUGGACGAAGCAAGUCAAUAAGGCAUAUUUCGUUGGGGAAGAAUUUUAACUUCAAAUCAAAGACGUUGGCUGAUGCCCUACACAGGAUUGUUCAACUUAUCCAGGAUGAGGACUGCCCAAUCCAGUCUCUGUCAGUUGCAGACUCGCGCCUGAAAUCUGGUACAAAUGUGCUGAUAAAUGCACUUGGCAGCAACACCAGUCUUACAAAACUUGACAUCAGUGGCAACAGUAUGGGCGAUACAGGAGCGAAGAUGUUGGCCAAAGCAUUGCAAAUCAAUACAAAACUCAGCACAGUAAUCUGGGACAGAAACAAUACAACUGCAAAUGGCUUAUUUGAUAUUGCUAAUGCUCUGCAAAGGAAUUACACGUUGAAAUCCAUGCCUCUGCCAAUGAAUGAUAUAGUGCAGGCUUAUCGAAAUAAUCCAGAGAAAACGGAAGAAGCAGUGCAGAAGAUCCAGUCUUACCUUUUACGGAAUAACCAAGUGCGGAGGACAUCUCCUGAGCAGGCCUUCCGACUGCAGCAAGGAAUUAUAACAAGCGCUUCGGAGCAGAUGGUGGACAGACUGUGUACAAAAGUGCAAGAACAUGUGACAUCACUGAGUAACGCACCUGGGAAGGAAGUACAGGAAGAUGUCUUGUUUGCUGAAGACACUGUGAAAUAUGCAAAGACAUCAGUGGGUUUUUUGCCAGUUUUAUACAAAAUGGGAAGCAGUUCGUUUUCAGAUAGCCCCUUACAUGGUAAGCUGGAGACGAUGUCUGAGGAGAUUUCACAUGCAGUUAAUGAGGAAAUUCGGAACUUCCUGCAGGCUAUGAUGUACACAACAAGAACUCUUUGCCCAAAAGUAAUGCAGAAAUCCGACAUGUGGGAGCAGUACAUCAACAGAUUGUCGAACAAAAUGCUUCUAGAAAAAGGUUUCGUACAGAAUGUGCUUGUAGAGCAAGCUGGCAUCGAUGUUUUCAAUAAACUGAGUGAGAUUAAGCUAUCAAUUACUGCUGCAAUAUCAGAAAAAAUCAUUGAUGAAGUGUUAGAAGAUCUAACUGUUGCACAGCAGAAGUUGGUAGAAAGAAUAGCAGCACAUAUUGAAGACCCUCCAUCAAUUACAGCAAAAGAGGCAGAUGAUGACUCUUUCUGGGGAAAAAGUAACUUUGCCUAUGAACUAUCUGAAGAUGGUUUUCCAACAGAUGAGUAUACUCAGGUUUUACGAAGAAAAACAAAACACUCCAGGAGCAUUCGACCAACACCUGCUGUAACAAGUCUAUCUGAGCUGGAUAUUAUCGAGGGCCAGACGGAGGAUAAUGAGUCAGAAGCCAACUGGGGUUUGCUGUCAGUCAACUGCGUUCCUGGGAAGUCACACCCUGUCUCAUCUGAGGAUGCUGGAGCUAAAAGCAAUUUGCCUCCUUCCAAAGAGCCAGCAGACACACAGCCCCUUAUGGAGCUGCCUACUGAAGGCCAGAAACUGGAGCAUUGCACCCGUGCUAGGCCCAGACCUAAUCGCAGGAACAAGCAGCCUCCCAGCAAGCAUACUCCUGUAGUGUGUGACACUGAAGAAAGUGAGACGAAUACCAGAGUGGAUGACGGAUUAGAAGAAUUCUUCAACAAAAGACUGAUAGAAGAACCUGUUCAGAUUCAUUCAGGGAGAGAUGAAGAAUCUGUGACUUCAGUGUCUUCUGGUUCUAAGAACAUCAAAAAGAAAUUUGGGGAUUACUUCCUUUUUAAGAAAACCAAGUAUAGCAAAACCCAGAAGCCAGAGAAAGAAUUAGAAGGCAACACAGCACCAAACAAAAGACUGAAGCAAUCUUUUGCAGAGUUAUUACGAGCUCCAAGCAGGUCAGGGGACAGCAGUAAGUUAAAGCCUGAAGAAAAAGAUACCUUGGAGAUAGAAUCCAGCCAAGAAGAAAGCAAAACGCCUGAUUCUGAGAAAAGAAAUGUGUCAAAACGCGCUCUGAGGGAAGGGAAGACUCAGUCUUUAAUCCUUAUGUCUGGUGGAAGCCAAGAUGACUUGUCUACUCAUGAUAAGAAGCGACUUUCAGACAGAUGUGAAGUGGAUAUCCCAAACACAUUUGAGCAAAGAGUCCAUGUAAUGCUGCACAAGAUAGGUGUAAAAGGCCAGUCAUCUGACUCAAAGAAAAAGCAAAAUAAGGAAGGAGAAAUCAAGAAAGCAGGUUCUGAUGGAGACAUUGUGGAUACGCCAGAACCUCUUCCUCCAGCUCCAUUGCCUCGAACCUUUUCAGCUUCAAACACAGGCAGUCACACCGAACGAGCAGAAGGAAAGGAGGUCAAAGGAGAUGGUCAGAAGAUGCAGUGGUUGGCCUUAGGAAAACAACUUAACUCUGAAUUAAAACUGAAGCAUUCGGAACCCAAGUCUUCACCACAGAAAUCAUUCACAGAUGGGCAACUACAUCCAAAGAAAGAUACAGAUGGAGACCCUCGAGAUAGUAAUUCCCCUUCCAGGUUGAGCAAGUCUUCUCCCAUUCCUCCUCUAAAGAAAGUGAGCAGUCAUGGAGAACUCAAAGAAAUGAAUGAAACCACAAUGGUGCAAGUCAUGAAACCUGAAGAAAAUCAGCCAAAGCCCAAACCACGAGUAAUGAAUUUUCGUUACAGGAAAGCCAUUUCUGUCCAUGAAGAACAGCUCAGUAUGCAGACUUACUCAUCACAACAGGAAGUCAUUAAGGUUCCUCCAAUCAGACUGCAGAGAUCACCAGUAAUGAAAAAGAAGAAACCUGAACUCAUUAAAGAUGUCGUAGUUACAGAAGAACUGGUUAUAGAGACCGAUGAAAGCAUGGAAAAUGAGAAAAAAAGACUUUCAUCCUCAGCUACAGACAAGCUGCAGCUGGAGACAUCACCAGGACCUACCCAGGACACAGAAGGCCACAUUACUGGAACCAUGUGCUUCUUAGUAAAAGAGGAAAGAAAUGAAGGCCCCAGUGAAGAUACAGAUGUGUAAAUAGUAAUGAUAUGACCGCCCUAGUUCGUAAUGUCAGCAUGACUUUGUGAAAAUAAAACUUCAGUCUCAUGAAAGAGCAAAAUGAAGGGAAAAAAGACCUCUGGUUUUAAGAUUUACUUUCACUGUAUAAUGAUUAUUUCCAAGCCCAAUGUAUUAUAUCCCAAUUGACUAAAUAUAUUUUAGCUCUCAGCAGCAAAUGUGAUUCCUAGUUUUAAAUUAUAUUUUUCUUCUGGUGUACAAGGCUACCUUUUACCUUUUUUUUAACAAGGACAGCCAACUCUGGCCAAUAAUUUUCUGAAAUUGUAAUGGCUAUCAUGCAGUUGAUGCACCAGAUUGUGAGGUGGUAUUGAGAUGACUGUAUUGUUUGCACAAAAGCUGUAAAUUGUAUAUAACACAAAAUACAAGGCACUUUGUUUAAGGGUAUUUUGUUAUGGCACGUGUAAAUGCCAUGUGUGAUAUUCUUCCUUUCCUAUACCUACACAGGCAUGCGGUAUUAAUUUUGCCAAGCACUCUAGCAGUCAGAAAUGAAAUGUAUAUUUUAUAAAAUAUAAGAUUUAAACAACAA